Cynara cardunculus var. scolymus (artichoke) is the source of this 1768-nucleotide messenger RNA. Its product is annotated as delta(8)-fatty-acid desaturase-like. NCBI's taxonomy places the organism in Eukaryota, Viridiplantae, Streptophyta, Magnoliopsida, Asterales, Asteraceae. Gene Ontology annotation, cellular component: membrane. Gene Ontology annotation, biological process: lipid metabolic process. The record is from RefSeq and is a predicted model, not a curated record. The transcript is spliced from 3 exons. Gene Ontology annotation, molecular function: oxidoreductase activity, acting on paired donors, with oxidation of a pair of donors resulting in the reduction of molecular oxygen to two molecules of water. Bases 91 to 1494 code for a protein of 467 amino acids.
AGGGUUCAAAAAACCAGAUUCUCUCUCUCCCUCUAAACUGCACAUUGUGUUGUUUAUUUGUUUCUUAUCUCCAUACAAAUUAUUGUAUUCAUGUGUGAAGAUUCAACGAUGGUUUCUUCUUCCAAUGGUGUCGUUGAAGUUUUGAAUUCAACAGAUGAUGGAAAAAAGUACAUAUCGUCCGAAGAGUUACAGAAACACAACAAGCCGAAUGACCUUUGGAUCUCGAUCAAGGGAAAAGUUUACAACGUUACCGAGUGGGCUAAAAUACACCCGGGUGGCGAUAUCCCGCUCUUAAAUCUUGCCGGUCAAGACGUAACCGAUGCGUUCAUCGCUUUCCACCCGGGAUCAGCAUGGCAACAUCUCGAUAAACUCUUCACCGGGUAUCACUUAAAAGAUUAUCAAAUUUCCGAUGUCUCCAAAGAUUAUCGAAAACUCGCUUCCGAGUUUGCAAAAGCCGGAAUGUUCGAAAAGAAAGGCCACGGUGUGAUCUACUCGCUUUGUUUCGUUUCCUUGCUUCUUUCAGCAUGCGUUUAUGGUGUCUUGUAUUCUACAAGCUUCUGGGUUCAUAUGGUGGCCGGAGCCGUUUUGGGUUUAGCGUGGAUGCAAAUUGCAUAUUUAGGACACGAUGCCGGGCAUUACCAAAUGAUGGCGACUCGUGGGUGGAAUAAAUUCGCCGGAAUCUUUAUUGGAAAUUGUAUUACGGGUAUAAGUAUCGCGUGGUGGAAAUGGACACAUAAUGCACAUCAUAUUGCGUGUAAUAGCCUCGAUUACGACCCCGAUCUUCAACAUCUACCGAUGCUAGCUGUUUCCCCGAAACUGUUCAACUCGUUGACGUCCGUUUUCUACGGUCGAGAAUUGACGUUCGAUUCAUUGGCUCGGUUCUUCGUGAGCUACCAACACUACUCGUAUUACCCGAUUAUGUGCGUCGCUCGGGUCAACCUUUAUCUACAAACUUUACUAUUAUUGUGCUCAAAGCGAAGAAUCCCCGACCGUGGUCUCAACAUUCUCGGAACCCUCGUCUUUUGGACAUGGUUUCCGCUUCUCGUUUCCCAACUUCCGAAUUGGCCGGAACGGGUCGCGUUUGUGUUGGUCAGCUUUUCCGUCACCGGAAUCCAACACGUUCAGUUCACAUUGAACCAUUUUGCGGCUGAUGUAUACGUGGGCCCGCCAAAGGGGAAUGAUUGGUUCGAGAAACAAACGAGCGGGACUAUCGAUAUCUCGUGCUCGUCCUACAUGGAUUGGUUCUUUGGCGGUUUACAGUUCCAACUCGAGCACCAUUUGUUUCCGAGGCUACCACGGUGCCAUCUAAGGUCGAUUUCGCCGGUCGUUAGAGAACUUUGCAAGAAACACAAUUUGCCAUACACGAGUUUAUCGUUCUUCGAUGCCAAUAUAACGACCCUGAAAACGCUUAGAACCGCAGCUUUGCAGGCUCGGGAUCUCACGAAUCCUGCUCCCCAAAACUUGCUAUGGGAAGCUUUUAACACUCACGGUUGAGUCCGUUUUCAUCGGGCUCGAUAUCAGGAUUGAUAUCUCAUCAAAGGUACAAGUCUUGAAGCUUGUUGUACUUUCGAGUUUUGGAGUCGAGACGUGGAAACCGUGGAUCAAUGGUUCGAAAGUUUUCUAUUAACGGUCAUCGAUUUGUUAGUUUUAUACGUUAACUACUGCGAUUCUUGUGUUGUAAAUAGGACAUGACAUGACAACUGUUCAAUGUUUGGUAAGAUAGAACUGAACUGGUAGAAUAACCAAUUUACCCCUUAUGAGUUGUUUC